This is a messenger RNA of Schistosoma margrebowiei, 6767 nucleotides long. The record is from the annotation of a GenBank genome assembly. Lineage: Eukaryota; Metazoa; Platyhelminthes; Trematoda; Strigeidida; Schistosomatidae.
AAACGAAUGAAAACAAAUUAAUUGAUAAUAAUAUAAAUCAACAAUUAAAUUCUAAUAGAAAAAUGAAAGAUAAUGAUAUAUUACCUAUAUAUCAACCAAUUGAACAAACAAUAUAUCAGGAUAACUUAUCACCAUCUACUACAAGAAAACUUCAACAAAAUCAACAUCAGUAUGAUUGUCAACAGAUGGAACAUUUUCAUCAAUAUCCAUUGGUUGAUUAUAAUCAAUCUCCUGAUCUACAUCGUCAAAAACAUUUCAAUCAACAAUUAUCAAAUCAUAAUUUAACAAAUAAUCAAACUAAAAUUUCUAUCAAUGUUACAAAUCUUAAAUACAAUUAUAGUAACCGUUAUAAUAAUGAUUAUUCAACAUUAAACAAUACUGAUUACAUUAAAACAAAAGCCUCAACAACAAUACCAACAACAUUUACACAUAAGACUACAACAAUUGAUAACUGUUACCAAGUUAAUUUAAAAAGUAUUAUCAAUUUAUCUGAUAAAAAUAUUGAUUAUUUGAAUACUAAACGAUCUCCAGUGAAGUUUGCCAAUAAUCAUACGGAACAAUUUAACGAAAAUGUCUUAACUCUUAAAAAUUGUCCAAAAUUGUACCAUUCAGAGAGAAUCAAUCGGACAACAACGAAUAGUCAUUCUAAUGAUCAAAUUACAUCUAUAGAAAUCAAUCCAUCCAGUGCACCGUUCAAUAAUAGACAGGAGGUAAUUAUUAUGUCUGAUAACAAGAAUCAUAAAAAUCCAGUUAGUGAAUUAUCAUCAUCAACAACAACGACUACAACAGGGAAUUUACAACAUCAUCGUCAUCAACAACAACAACAAAUAUAUCAAGUGACAAGUCAGCCGCCUACACCGCUUCAACAGCAUCCACAACAGUUUACGUCAGGUUAUAUAAAAGACAAGUCUAAUUCACUUAAUAUUAAUGUUAAACAGAAUACUUCAGAUAAACUGAAAUUGAUCGAUUCAAGACGUACAACACCGAGACAAUUGAAACAAUAUCAAUUAAAACGUAAUCAACCAAUUACUCAUUCAUCAUUGACUACUAGUACUGAGUCACCACCAUCAUCAACACCAAUGAUUUCACCAGAAUUAUAUCAACCAAAAUAUACAAUCGCAUUAAAUCAUUCCCAUUCAGAAAAAGCAAAAACUAUCAAUUCACCUGAAAAUUUUCAUAGUUCCAUGGAAAAAUCAACAUUUCCUCAACAACAAAUGACCUCUAGUGAUUUAGCCACAUCAUUUAUUCGUACGGCAAGUUUACAUUUAAAAUCCACACUAUCACGAUUGAAACGUUCGAAUAGUGGACAUUCAAAUAAGCCAUCAGAUACAAUAACUACGACUACUACUCAUAUUAACGUUUUGCCUUCGGUUAAAACAAUUGAUGUUAAUGAGGCAGCAAUGCGUCAUAGUUCUCUUCCUUUUGAUAAUAAUGAUAAAUCUAUAAAACUAAUUGAUGAAAUCAAUGGUAAUACGAAGCAAUUGUAUAAAGAAUUAAAUACUACUACUACUACUGAAGAAAAUAAUAGUAAUUUAUCUUCAUCAUCACCUGGAUGUACAAAAUGGUCUACACGUUUAGGUCCUCCACCAUCCCCAUGUAAAACGACAGAUAUUAAUACUGCUGUCAUACAUCCUAAAUGUUGUAUAUCGACAACAUUCCAUGGAACUAACACAUCAGAGACAAUAGUCACAACGACAAUAAAUUCUACACAACUACCAUUAAAUAUUUUAAAUCAUAGUAAGAAAAAUGUUUUAAUUUUGAAAAAUACAACAACGAUGACUACUACUACUACUAAUUCUGUCAAUAUAAGUAGUGUAUCCCAAGUAUUGCCAAAAAAUGAACGGAAUGAAUUGAAUUUAUCAUUAACUGGUGGUGAUGAUUGUGCUGAUUUUGGAGCAUUUGGUCGAAUUAAUUUACGUACUGGAAGUUUUAUGGGUCGUUAUCCCAAUUAUUCACAUUCGAAUUAUCACUUAAUGAAUUAUGCCCAAAAUGGGCAGCAUAGGCAAUAUUUAUUGAGUGGUAACGAUAAUAGUAGUAGUAUACAAGAACAACAACAGCAACGUCAAAACGAUCAACAAAACCUUUCAGAUUACAGACCACUUUAUUUAUCUGUCCAACCGUAUACAACAUCACCAUCUGGGAAUACAACCCGAUCAGCACCAUCACCGAGUCUUUCAUCAAUCAUAUCAACGCAAGGUAUUCCAGGUUAUAAUGAAUCUUGUCAACAACAGCAAAUUGUAUAUUUUCGUCCUCAGAGUAAAUCGAUCAAUUUGAAAGCGUCAUCAUCCUCUUCCGUGUCAAUGAAACGUUCACCAAGAGUGAAUUCUAUGCAUAAUCCACAAUUGUUGCAUACAAUAGAUAAUCCAGAUGAUCAAUACUCAAUACCUAUAACACAUCCACAUGAAAUGUUAUUAUUAUCUUCUUCAUCAUCUCCGUCAUGUGUAAGUCCGCAUCCAGAAUUGGAUCCAAUUUUAGAACGCCUGUUAUUGGAUGUAACAAGUAUUGAUGAAUAUAGAACAGCAUUGCAUAGAAAUGAUUCAGUUACUCCGCCAUUAUCGACUAAUCGACAGCGUACUAUCAAUCGUAUACAUACUCCUUUAGGAUCAAGUGAUCCUGAAUCAAUUUCACGAUCAGCUGAUCAUAUAACCAAUGUGAAUUUAUCAAAUAAACAAUUAAAUAUUUUACAUGAUAAUAUAUGGGAUUUAAAUAAACAAAUUAAUGAUUUAAUACAAAUGGAAUUUAAUUAUAAACAGAAACAACCAACCAUUAAUAAUAAAUCACAAUUAUCACCAUUUGGUACUUUAAAAAUAGGUAGUUCAACAGUUGGACCUAGACGUUCAGCUCCAAAUGUUCAAGUUGAAGAAGACAGUAAAACUGAAGUUGACAGUCAAUCAACUAAACAACAACAGCAAACAGACGAAGCAUCCAAUACUACUGGCACAAAACCUGGAAAAUAUACACCAUUUAGAAAACAUCCAUUCCGUUGGUCAAGUCGGACAAGAUCAUCAACACAUAAAAAAAUGAUUCUAACACAUACACAAUCAUCUGUUGGACGAAGUGAUCAGCAUAUUAAUAAGGAUGAUCAUACAAUUCAUUUAUCUACGAGUUCUUUACAAACUACACCAAUCAAAUCAAUAAGUAAUACAGGGAGUAAUAAAUCUACUAGAAAUUAUCCGAUCAAUAACUGUGAUGAUAAUAAUAAUACAUCAAUUAGUUAUAAUCAGCUGAAUGGUGAACAACAUCCAACGGUAAUAUCUAGUCGAAUGAAUACAUUGAAUUCAAGUAGUAAUUUAUUAGAUACAAAAAAAGAUGAUUAUGUAACAUUUUGGUCGUUAUCAGUUGGACAGUUAACAAUAUUACGAAAAUUUGCUCUCAUACAAUUAGCUAGUAUAGCUGAUAAACAUUGUUCCAUAAAUCGAUCUCCAUUUAGUUGGCGUUUUAUGAAAUAUAGAGCACUUCUAACUUCUGGUGAUUCAAAUUUGCUAUCCAACUCAUUGAGUACAUCUCCAUUAUCCGAUACGAAACCAUUUUCUAGUAUAAAUAAUGAAAUGUUUGUGAAUAAUCUAAAUUCAACUGAAGUAAACAGUCUUUCUCAUCACAAUCAGACACAGCCAUCAGGUUGUGAACGUAUACCUCAAUUACCUAUUCGUUGUAUAUCCUAUACUGGACCAGUGUUUGGCCAAUCAUUAUCAAGUUGGCAACGUCGUUUAGGUUAUCCUCUUCCACCAGCUAUUGUGCAUAUGAUGGAUCAUUUAGAAUUAAAUGGUACUACAGCUCAUGGACUGUUUCGACGCCCAGGCGGUAAAUCCAGAAUAUUAGCAUUGAGAGAAGAGAUUGAACGUGACAUAAACUGGAGAAAAUUCAGUGAUUGGCAACCAUAUGAUAUAGCAGACUUAUUGAAACAAUUCUUUCGUGAAUUACCAGAAUGUUUAUUUACCAGUAAAUUAGCUACAGUGCUUGUCAAUGUUUAUAUAUGUGUUCCAAAUUCAGUACAAAUUGAUUUACUCCGUUGGAUAUUAAUUAGUUUACCAGAUGAAAAUCGUCUUGUUCUACAAAAAUUAUUAUAUUUACUCAAUCAUUUAUCACGUCAUAGUGAUGUAACUGAAAUGAGUGCUAGUAAUUUAGCUGUUUGUUUUGCACCAUCCUUAUAUCGAUUAAUUAAGCCAUCAUCUUUAUCUACUCAAGGUGUAAGUCUUAGUCCAAGACGUUUAAGACGAACAACUAGUGGACCAGAUCCCAAAGAUUUAGCUGAUCAACAUGCUGCACAAUUAAGUUUAAGUGCUAUGAUUACGUUAGCACCAAACUUAUUUCAAAUCUCCUGCUCUUUAUUAGAUCAUUCAACUCUCCUGACUAGUUUAACUCCAUUAGCACAAGAUUUAGAGUCAUUAAUACCAAAUGGUGAUUGGCCUCAAUGGAUACAAAAUUCAUUAACUGAUCUUAUACGUGAAUGUUCUUCAUCAAAAUCUAAAGGAUGGAACACGAUUAAUCGUGAUGUUAUGAAGCAUUACAAUGCUGAUUCGGGUGCUAAUGAAUUAUUGGAUAAUUUUGAAAUUCAUUACAAAAAAAUACCAACUUCAAUUGAAUCAAAAAUUACAUCAAAUUCAUUACGUUUAUGGCGUUGUUCAUUGUAUAUACCUGAAACUAAUCCACGUGUAAUAUUAAAUCGAUUUGUUGAAACUAGAUCAUCAUGGGAUCCAGAAGUCGUACAAAUGACAAUAGUUGAUCAAAUAUCUGAUUGUGUCGACCUUUGUGAACUACAUUUAUCUUCAACUUAUCCACAACCAAAAUGUCUAUUACAAUUAUUACGUGGUAUACAAUAUACAUUGGAUGAUGGAAGUUGUGCCAUGUUAAGUGAAUCAAUAUGUAAUUCUGCAUUUUCCAGUACAAACACUACUCAUUCUUUAACAACAUUAUCAACAAGUCAGUCGAUUAAUGUUCUAGGUCAUGUGUAUGAAGAUCAUGUCUAUAUUCGUCCAGAUAAUAAUGGUCGAGGUUGUCGUGUAUACUUAUUAUCUCGAGUUGACGUAAAAGGAUAUGGACCUGAUUGGUAUGUGAAUCAAUGGGGUCAUACAUUAUGUCGACGAUUAAUCAAUUUACGCCGAUCACUUCAAAGGUCGAAAUCACCAAUUUUAACUUAUGAAUUAGAAGAUUCAAUAUCUAGACCUUCUCCACCACCAUAUUCAACUGUAACUGUCAAUAAUUUAACAACUACUACUACUAAUACUAAUACUACAAGUACACAUAUACCAAUUUCAUCACCAACUAUAGAUACAUCAUCAAUAUCAACUGAUAUAUUAAUUAAUCGAUUUUAAGUGUUAUUUUUUGUUUGUUCGUUUAUCAAAUGUAAACUAAUCAUCGAGUCAUUUCAAAUCCACAGGAAGAUCUAUUUAAAUGAAAUAUAUAACAUAAAGCCUAUUUGUAUAUACAAUUUUCAUGUAUUUGUAUUUAUGAAUAUGAAAUUAUACAAAUACUUUUGUUGUUGUUGUCGUUGUUGUUUUUCUUUAUCAAUAUUUUCUUUUAUCCAGUUCAUUUAAAAAAAACAACUUUGUUUAUCCAUCCAGAUAACUUAUAUAUAUAGUAGAUACCUAUGAAAGUUGUUUUAACAUUUAUAUCUUACAAAUUGAAUACAAUAUAAUGAUGUGUGUGUGCUUGUGUGCGUGAAUGCGUGCUUGUCUGUGUGUGUGUAUGUAAUUCCCAAUUUUUUUCUUACCGAUUUAUUCAUUUUUUCUGUUUCCUAUUUUACAAUAGUAACAAUAUUCAAACUUUUAGUUUCAUAUACACAUACCCAUGUAUAUACACACACACCCAUACACGCACGCACAAAUACAUACAUACACAAACAUGGAGACAUUGGAGUACUUGUUUUGUAACUAUAAUGUUUACAUUUAAUACAUUGAAUUUCAAUCUCUUCUUUAAGAGGUAAUCAGAGUUGAAAUCUAACUCACCUCUAUUAUUAUUAUUAUCACCAUCAUCAUCAUAACGGUGUAUAAAUGAAGAUGAUGAAAAUCACCAGAGAACUAUUUGAAAUGAUUAUCCCAAUUGUGUAACAUACUGAAAUGAAUUCAUAUGUAUAUUUAUAUUUAUUAUAUAUAACAGAUUAUAUUGUUCUGAUUAGAAGAUGCUAUUCAAAGAAGAAAGUUUAUCAUAUUGUACAUAAUAUAACAAAUAAUAUAUAAAAUAGAAUUCAUUAUUUCUCUUUUGAAUAUAUAUAUACUCUUUCCAUUGAUCUAUCUAUCUAUCUAAUUACCUUCUUUUUUUUUCUUUGGCUUUCUGUUACUGUGCAUCAACUUUGGUAUUAUUGAUUUUAUCCACUUCUUGAUUGUAUAUUGAUAGAAUAUUGAGUUUUAUUACGUAAUAGAUUAUUUUUUAAACCUGAUAUUACACUUUCUCUAAUAAUAGUUUUUAUUUUAAUAAUCAUAGUUAAUUUGUAUUUAUAAUGUAGGGGGGGGGAAGGAUUGUUUCUUGGUCCUUGAAUGUAUAAACCAUAUAGAUAAGUAUUAAAAACCUCUCGUUCUCUCGUGUGUGUGUGUGUGUCCUUUUUUUGUUUCCUUGAUUAACUAUGUGUGUGUAUGUUUUUUUUUCCUUAUUAAUAGAGAAAUAUACUCAACUCAGUCCAGUUAAUAUGCCUAUUUUUUUUAAUUAUUAAUUCCAAUCAAUUGUCACUAUCAUCAGUUUUCUAUUAUUUUUGUUUCUUUCAAUUCAUUUACAAUCUCAUCGUUUUGAAGAUUAUGUCUUUCUAUCUUAUUGUUGCUAAUAUUAUUUGUUUA